UUCCGGUGUCGUACUCUUCGCAGUUUUAGCUGCUGUUAAAAUCGUUCAUAGUAUAAUUUGGUUAAUAUCCACUCAUUAAGCAUAGUGAGGGAUCACAAGAUACAGUUGUUUCAUAUUUAUAUGACUGCCUGCACACAGACCUCGCCCCCAACUAAUCAAUUGCGCUUGCGCGGGAUUACACGUGUGGACAAAAACACGACUGACGGUUUCAUGCACUGGAAAAGGAGUACUGAAACUGCAACCAAUCUACUAGUACACAAGAACCCAGGAUGUUGCGGUCAGGAUUCUUCUUCACAUUGCCCCAUACGUGACACAUCACCAUAUUAGCCCCCUGCUGGAGUAGCAAUGGGCAUCCUGAGAGCUGUGGCCAGCACCAUGGGCAGGAUCAGCACGUUCAGGUCUUACCAGAUGGUUCUGCUUCUUGCAGCAGCGCUGGCCGUCGUAGCCUUCUACUACUUUGGGUCUGAGAGGCAGAACUUCUCCAGCACCACCAAACGCAUCAAGCAGACCCAGGCCAGUCACAAUGCCAACAGGAACGACGCCGACCUCUCCCUGGACACCAGGCUGGAGCGCCCGGGGGAGGGAGGGGGAGAGGAGGAGAGAGAGGAGGACGAGGACGGGAGCAGGAGGAACAACAGCGGAGCGCACGGGGACGGCCGCUACCACGUGCUCAUGAUGUUCACCAAGGUAGACAAGAGCCGCAGCCUGCAGGAGAAGUUCCGCGUGGCCAUGUUGUCCCUGGUGAAACACGGUCGCUUCCUGGAAGGCGAGCGGCUGGUGCUUCAUUUCGUCACGGACGAGCUGAGCAGAGAGCUGGGGGAGAGGAUGCUUCCGCAACUGCUCCUGGACUCGACCUUUCAGUACGAGGCGGUGUUCCAUGACGUGGAGGCGCUGACCCAGAAGCUGUUCCCCAUCGUGGAGGCCAUGCAGAAGCACUUCAGCGCCGGCUCCGGGGCCUACUACAGCGACGCCAUCUUCUUCCUGUCCGUGGCCAUGCACCACAUCAUGCCCCAAGAGUUGAAGCGCAUGGUGCAGUUAGACCUGGACCUGAAGUACAGGACCAACAUCAGGGACCUCUUCCAGGAGUUUGGCCAUUUCCCUCCAGGAGCUGUGAUCGGCAUAGCCAGAGAGAUGCAGCCUGUCUACAGGCACACCUUCUGGCAGUACCGCAAGGAGCACCCCGGCACCCGGGUGGGCUCCCCGCCUCCGGACGGCCUCCCCGGCUUCAACAGCGGCGUGAUGCUCCUGGACCUGGAGGCCAUGCGGAGCUCGGCCCUCUACAACCAGCUCCUGCAGCCCGGCAGCGUGGCGCGCCUGGCCGACCAGUACCGCUUCCGGGGCCACCUGGGCGACCAGGACUUCUUCACCAUGAUCGGGAUGGAGCACCCGGGGCUGUUCCACCCGCUGUCCUGCGGCUGGAACCGGCAGCUGUGCAGCUGGUGGAGGGAGCACGGCUACGCCGAGGUGUUCCUGCUGUACUCGCGCUGCGACCGGCCCGUUCACAUCUACCACGGCAACUGUAACUCGCCCAUCCCGGACGACUGAGAUCAUGUUGGGGAGAGCCCCGGAGGAGACGCUUGGAUUGGAUCUCAAAUGGAAAGUUUGGAAUGUUCUUUGGGUUUUCGAUUGAUACUGUGGACCGUGUGCCCUUCUCUUUUUGUCGUUUUUAGGGGGGGGGGCUGUGGGCUUCAUUUGCCCCCCUGUGCGCUUCUGUUGGCCUGUUCCACACACACACAAGUAUGUAGCACAUACACAUGCCUGUCCCCUACACACACACACAAGCCUGUACCACACAUCACACCACGUCUGGACCAAAGAUAGACUUGUGGCAGCGAGCUGCAGUGAUGAAUACACACUGACCCACUUUCUAUGUCCUUACUCUGCCGGCGUAAGGGACGAGCCUGUUCAGUGUUCACGCAGGAAGAGGAAGAAGGAAGCUGACAUCGCGCCUCUGAGUAUCCGUUUCUGACAUUCUGUUCAAAUGUGCAAACUUACGUUGAGUGAGUUUCUGAAAUAUGACACGCGUAAUUUAUUCUCAGAGUGCAAGCUUCGACCGUAGCUGCAAGGUUUGAAGAUGGGGGGGUUUAAAUCGUCUUAAUAUGACAAUUGUAGAGUAUACAAUAGUCAUAAUGUACUGUGGCUGUCCUCUCUCUACACGCCUGCUCCAAUCACUAACGCCUGCUCCAAUCUAUGGUCCCUGUGUUGACCCUUGACCCUAUUCCAGGUCAGACCAAGUUAGUAUAAAUCCACCGACCUCUGAGUUGUCUCUGUACGGGUUUGGGUUGACUUCUUAAAAACACCUUUGGUGGCAUUUAUUAAAAAAAAAAAUUGUUUCAUUUGAUAGCUUGUAUAAAGCUUGUUUUCUGUGUGUGGUAGCUGUAUCCGUAUUCAUCUUGUGUGUUUCUCUGUCUUGGUCUUGUGUAGUGAGGCUCUUCUGCCUUGUGUUGUGUCGAUGGUGAGCUUGUGUGCUCGUCAUAUUGACUGAGCGAUAUUAGUUUUCACAUUCUGGAGGAGAAUUGACAUUCAGUUCACUCUCAACCCGGUAGAACGAGGAUCAGUCCACAUCCAGGGCCUCAUGACCAACGUCCAACAUCCAGGCGACCAAAGCUUGAAACUGUAUCGUAUUUACAGUAUAUAUGUUGGUGGAUUUUCCAUUGAAAGAGCUUCAUAUCUAAAUAAUUGACUUUCAGUAGGAACACAAUGUUUUAGGGGAUAUGUUUUGUAAGUCAUACGUCUUACCCAUAAUGCCAUUGUAUUCUUUAAGAGUGGAUGGCAUCUGACAAACACAAUCUUGGUUUAUCUGUGGUUGAUAUAAUAAAUGAUCAUAAAUUGUUUUUUGGUUUGUCCCCCCCCCCUGCCUUGCUGUAGAGUUAGAUGAAAAACGUGCAAUUUGAACAGACAUCCCUUCAAAUGCACCGGAGGGCCUGAUGGCCAGUUGACAGUAACAAUGGUGUUGGUGGACUCUGACACCCCAGCUGUGAGCCACAGUUCUGGGCUUGAGCUUGAGGGGGAAGUGGGAUCGGAAUGAGACACGCUGGUUCCCUUACACGGCUGCUGCCACUCUGCUUCUCAGAGAAAUGGAACGAAAGAACCCGAGCGAACACAAUUGUAUACUUCAAGCGUGAUUACAAAGCUUAAGUACAUACUUAUGGACGACACACUUUACGUAUCAAGUUGUCAUUAAGUAUGUAAAUAUAUGAAAUUAGUAUCUCAGUGUAGAGAAAUUUGAACAUAGUGCACAUGUAUUAAGCUCUUUAAAAGGUUUGUGGGCUGCAGAAUGACCGAUGGCGUAAACACCACUGGGUUCCUCGGCCCCUGAGGGAUAUUCUUCAUCCCCUAUAACUCUGUGUCGUAGAAGUACAGUACUGAUCUGCAUCAGGUAAUGUUCCAUAUCAGACCUGCUGGACAGCUGGCAGACGGUAGGCCGGUAAAAAAAAAAACAGGAUCGAAUGACUACACCGGGGGGUCUGCACUAGCAGGGGGGGCUUCUGUUGUGCUUCUCCUCCUCUGGCCUCGCUCCUGUGCUGAGGUGGCGGCGGGAGCAGGUCGAGCUCUUCCCCCGGCUCCAUGAUGAGGCUGCGUGUGCAGGCCAAGCCUCAGGACUCCCCUGGUGACUGGCUGCUCUGUGCACACACCCCGCCGGCAGCUCCGCCGGCAGGAGGCGGUUCCAGGCGAAGAAAAAGCAGGUCAGGAAGUCUGGAGAGGCUGUCCAUGUGCCAGCUCCUACAACCAGCCCCAGCAUGAUUAUGCAAGGAUACUGUGAUGGGGCCAGAAUAUAGACUGUUCUUGACCUGCUGGGUUUGGUACUAUAUUGGUCUCUGACUGGUUAAGUACUGUAUGAGGUUUCGUACUAUAUUAGAGAUGUGAUGGGUCCAGUACUAUAUCAAUACUCUUGUCUAGUACUGUGUGCUCUAAUAAGUCCAGUGCUAUUUCAUAAUGCUUCUCUGCCAAGAAAGACGAGCAAUUAUGCCACCUCUGCUCUCGGAGGCUUUGGUUUGCUCAUAUAGAGACAUAAGAACGAUAAAACCGGUUUAAAGCUGUGUUUCUGACCCAGUGUUGAAAACAUAUACGUAUGUAUAUAUAAUACAAACAAUAUACACUCGAACCAGACCAAUCACCAUACCGCAGAACACCCCAAAAGACUAAGCCGUCGUAAACAAUCGCAACUAAGAUCAGUUCUCAAAUGACAACGCGUCUGUCCACAGGAAGUCUUUUCUAACCAGAGGUUAGGGAUAAAAUGGAAAUCAACAUCACUUGGACGCAGACAGUGGCUGAUGCAGAAGUGGGUCACAUUCAACACGUGAAGCCUCCUGUUGCUAGGCAGCGAUCGCUGCAGCCUGUGACCCCUCCCGCUCGCACCCCGAGAUCGGCCACUGUCACACAACUAUCCGCGGAGACCCAAAAGUCGAAGCUCCACGCAUGCGAUGGAUUCUUUGUGGCGUCUCUAUGAAAUAAAGGCUUCUUUUCGGGGAGGAAGAAGGCCUGGUCACAAUCAAACGCUGUGUACGAAUACAGAAGUGUGAAGCAGAACUUGACGUGUAAACUCGACACGCUUGGCCGUGACUGGAGGACGCAUCCGCAAGCAGGCGGGAGGGGAUGAAGGUGAGGCGUUGUGAGGCGGAGAAGUGGGCAGCAGAGAGAGAGAGAAACCUCACAGCACUCAGGAAACAUCUGGCCUACAUUCCUCACAGUGGGGCACUAUGCCAACACACACACACUCCCCCUCACACACACACACUCACUCCCCCUCACACAUACACACACAGGCAUACACACAACACCUCUCACCACACACACACACACACCAGACCAGUAUCUUACAGGUACUACUAACACAAAACAAACACAACAAAAGGUAAAAACACAAUUUGCAUGGUCCUGGCCGAAAGACUCCCUACAGUGUGACACACAAAAUCAGUUUAAUACUUGAUGGGUUUUGAAGUGUGGGCAGGUCUGUGUGUUCUUCUUUCUGGACUAUCAUGGAUCUGCUCAUGUACCGUAUGUGUGUUACCAUGGAAACUGCGUUAGGGUGUCUUAGUCUUAUAUUUCCAGUAGGUCAUUCAUGACACAUGACACAAAUUCGUUUUGUAUAUUUAUAUUUAUUUGUAUUUACUUGCAUCUCUUGUAUACACCUUUUUCUUUAUGUAGAUAUGAGCUGUUGGCUCUUAUUACAGUUACUGAAAGUCAUUUCUGUUGUGGUCUUUAGUCACAGCCUGGAUUCAUUGGCCACACAGCUCAGGGAGACCCAGCUAUCAUAGAGAAAUGAAAGGGAGUAUUGGUCUGCCAAGACAUGCUUCACCUUCACCUACUUCUGUUCUUAUGUCUGUCUGUCUGUCCCCCGCCCCCCUCCCCCCAACAACUCCUGUCUUUUGAUUCCUUUGUUUCUUUCGUUGCUUUCUUCUUCCGAGUCUUGUUUUCAUUGCUGUCUUCUAGUUUCAUUCAUAUAUUCUCUUUUUCUUUUCUCUCUUUUUUCUCGCUCUUAUUCAAAGCUAGUAUUUACGUUGUGUCUCAGGAAGUGAAUCAUCUUUCCUCAAUAGCAGAUUUAUCAAUCGUUGACCUACAUACUGUCCACUGGCCUUUUUAAGGCCAUCCUUUCUAUCUCCCCCUUUCUUCCUCUCUCUCAUGCCUCCUCUCCGCUCUCUAAUUCUGCCUCUUUCUCAUCCUUUUCUCUCAUGGCUUGUUGAUCUUCCUUUGUCAUUCACUAAUGGUUUCCCUCAUCACUGUUUGAUGCAUGCAGACGUUUGAUUGAUAAAAAGGGCACUUGGCCAGCAUGCUUAGACAAAUAAAUAAUACUGAACAGUUUUUUUCUUCUAAAAAGCCUUCCUUUCUUCUCUGUCCCCUGCAUCAAACCCCCAUCUUUUAAUCGCCCUGUCUCUUAACAGCCCUGUCUCCUAACCACCCUGUCUCCUAACCACCUUCUGUCUUCUACUGCUGUCCUAGUCCUGCUAGCCCAGUUAGCAGUGAGACAGCAUCCUGUUACCAGUGAGACAGCAUCAUGUUAGCAGUGAGACAGCAUCCUGUUAUCAGUGAGACAGCAUCCUUUUAUCAGUGAGACAGCAACCUGUUAUCAGUGAGACAGCAUCCUGUUAUCAGUGAGACAGCAUCCUGUUAUCAGUGAGACAGCAUCCUGUUAGCAGUGAGACAGCAUCCUGUUAGCAGUGAGACAGCAUCCUGUUAGCCUUGUUAUCAUUGUGAUGGUGGGGAACUGGGAGU
Messenger RNA from Hypomesus transpacificus, 6213 nucleotides. It is a transcript of the gene xxylt1, whose product is annotated as xyloside xylosyltransferase 1. Gene Ontology annotation, molecular function: UDP-xylosyltransferase activity. The coding region runs from base 346 to 1545 and encodes 399 amino acids. Lineage: Eukaryota; Metazoa; Chordata; Actinopteri; Osmeriformes; Osmeridae. The record is from RefSeq and is a predicted model, not a curated record. The transcript is spliced from 5 exons.